This is a messenger RNA of Acinonyx jubatus (cheetah), 1038 nucleotides long. It is a transcript of the gene MYL5, whose product is annotated as myosin light chain 5. Gene Ontology annotation, molecular function: calcium ion binding. The record is from RefSeq and is a predicted model, not a curated record. Lineage: Eukaryota; Metazoa; Chordata; Mammalia; Carnivora; Felidae. The transcript is spliced from 11 exons. The coding region runs from base 1 to 1038 and encodes 345 amino acids. Gene Ontology annotation, cellular component: cytoplasm.
AUGCGCCGUUGGCGACGAGCAAGGGCACCGCUGCGCCCCCCGGUGGGCGGAGGGCCUGGAAAGUCGGGGAAGGAGCCCACCACCACCCACGCCGGGCGGCUGGAGUGCGGCCUGCAGCCCCGCCCAGGCCUGUCCAUGUCCGUGGCCGUCCCAGUGGAGACCAACAGUGAGCUGCCCCUGGGAUCGCCUCAGGGGUGUCACGUGAUGGAAGGACCAGGACAUCCAGCCCCUGAUUCUGUGGUGACCUUGGUACCUGGCACCAUUCACAGGCACCUGUGUGCCCUCCCCAGCUUCUGCCUGCUGGGCCCUGAUGUAGGGGGGAAACUUGCCCGAGUAAUGGCCCAGGGCCCAGCCCAUGUGGAUGGCCCUUCAUCCCAGAAAUGCUAUCCCCACGGUGUUCCAGGCAAGGAGUUCCCUGCCAUGGGGACGGGGCCCUGGGACUUAUCUGCCACCGAGGCAGAUAGGCCCAGCUGGUUCCUCCUGGCUGGAUGGCAGGGCAAAGCUCGAGAUGAGCUGCAGGCCAGCAGGAAGACCAAGAAGAAGGAAGGGGGGGGCCUUCGGGCCCAGAGAGCAUCAUCCAACGUCUUUUCCAACUUUGAGCAGACCCAGAUCCAGGAGUUCAAGGAGGCAUUCACACUGAUGGAUCAGAACCGAGAUGGCUUUAUUGACAAGGAGGAUCUGAAGGACACCUAUGCCUCCCUGGGCAAAACCAACGUCAAGGAUGAUGAGUUGGAUGCCAUGCUCAAGGAGGCCUCGGGACCCAUCAACUUCACCAUGUUCCUGAAUAUGUUUGGGGCGAAGCUGACGGGUACGGAUGCCGAAGAGACCAUCCUAAAUGCCUUCAAGAUGCUGGAUCCUGAAGGCAAAGGCAGCAUCAACAAGGACUACAUCAAGCGGCUGUUGAUGUCUCAGGCAGACAAGAUGACCGCUGAAGAGGUUGACCAGAUGUUCCAGUUUGCCACCAUCGAUGCUGCAGGCAACCUGGACUACAAGGCACUGAGCUACGUGCUCACCCACGGGGAGGAGAAGGAGGAGUGA